CCCGCCACUGAGGCUCUGAAGGGGGAAGUGCCUUUUCCGUCUUUGCUCGGGGAGAAGGGGAUUUGAGAGGAGGUGGAACAUGACAUCUCCGUUGGGUCAGCAUUAGGGAGCCGAGCUUAAGAGGGGUGCCCGCCGGCAUCUGUUUCCAAGCAAUGACCUCCAAGGCAAAAAAGCGGGUGGCCCUCCCCACGCGCCCCGAGCCCCCCAACACUGAUCAGAUCCUCGAGGAUGUUCAGCGUGCCCAGCCCAAUGACCCCGUCUUUGUCUUGCUGGCAGAACCCAACGAAGACUUGCCUACCGCAGCCAAGAACGAAGACCCGGAAGCCAAGAGGGAGCGCCUUUAUCGGCUGACGCAGUCGUACGUGGAGAUGAACCAUCGCCUGCAGAAGGCCUGCAGCCUCCUCAAGGAGAAAUGUGAGGAGCUGAAGCUGGCUGGCGCGACUCUGGAGCAAGGCAUCUUGGAAAUGAAGCAGAGGGCCUUGUGAGGUUCUCUGUUCUUGACGUGGGUGCGCGCGCGUGGGGGGGAAGCGGCGGCCACCGCCGAUCAAAAGAGUUGGAGGAAAUGAGACU
Molecule: messenger RNA, 570 nt
Organism: Pogona vitticeps (central bearded dragon)
Lineage: Eukaryota; Metazoa; Chordata; Lepidosauria; Squamata; Agamidae
Gene: C7H19orf25
Product: chromosome 7 C19orf25 homolog
Source: RefSeq, a predicted model, not a curated record